Molecule: messenger RNA, 1008 nt
Organism: Astrephomene gubernaculifera
Lineage: Eukaryota; Viridiplantae; Chlorophyta; Chlorophyceae; Chlamydomonadales; Astrephomenaceae
Source: the annotation of a GenBank genome assembly
CGCUCCGAAACAGCGUUUUUUGCGGGCGUUUGCGCGGGUUAACUUACAGGAUAGGUUGGACUGGGUGAUGUGUUCUUUCAAUAUAGUAACUGAGUAACAAUGGAGGACAAAACUGUUAAGAGCGUGUUGCUCGUGUUUGCAAUGGAGGCAGAGGCUCAGCCUCUCAUCCAGGCGCUCGGGCUAAAGGAAGAUGCGCCGCCGAAGAUUCUAGGGCCAGCGCCAUGCUUGACAUUCUCCGGCUCCCAUGAGGGCCUGAACGUGCACGUUGUUUGGAACGGGAAGGACCGGGAAACGGGAGUUGACAACGUUGGUACUGUGCCGGCCUCGCUAUCGACAUAUCUCGCGGUUAUGGCCUUUAAACCCGACAUCGUCAUCUCGGCGGGUACCUCCGGGGGUUUCAAGGCGCAGGGGGCUGCCAUCGGGGAUGUAUUCCUGGGUACGGCAGUCAUCAACCACGACCGACGCAUUCCGCUGCCCAACUUUGACAAGUACGGCAUUGGCUACAGCCUCUGCCUAGCCACUCCAGGCCUACAGUCCUCUCUGGGUCUGAAGCAGGGUGUGGUGUCCUCGGGCAACUCGCUGGACUACACGGACAAGUGCAUGAGCAUCAUGGAGCAGCACGGCGUGGCGGUGAAGGAGAUGGAGGCGGCGGCCAUUGCAUGGGCCUGCAACCUGUUCCAUGUCCCCCUCAUGUGCGUCAAGGCGGUCACGGACAUCGUGGACGGCGACCGGGCCACCGCGGAGGAGUUCCUGGAGAACCUGCACUCGGCGGCGGCGGCGCUGCAGUCCACCCUGCCGCGAGUGCUGGGGCAGCUGGCGGGCAGGAAGCUGGGGGAGCUGUAGGAGGGGUAAACUGAGCCGCGGAAACUCUGACCCUGUAGGAGGGGGGGGAUAGGAGGCAACUGACGAGCUGUAGGAGGGAGUGGAAGGGGAGUGUUAGAGGGAAGAGACGUUGGAACCGUGUACCCCAGAGAUGCACCUUCAGAGAGGGAUGGGAUGAAGAUACAG